CGUCCAUAAGGAUGUCUGUCGCUUCGCAUGAAUCGAGCCAUCCGUUCGUCCAGCAAGACAGACACAUAGACACGAAUGAGUCGUUCCACACAAGGACCACCGACACAGCAGCAAGGAACUCAUUGGCGCACCAACAGCUCACAUGCAGUGGACCCUUUGCUAUACAUCGCACUUAUCUGUGCUUUUGCAUUCUAUGUGCGUCUUGUUUGCUUGGAAGUGUCUCCUUUCUCAUGCCAUGACGCCCGAGCCGCCAUUGCCGCCGCGUGGCGUGGUAGCGGCCGUCGACGAGCCCGACACACACGAGGCCUUGGGGGGCUGCACCACAGCCUUGGCGCCAGCCUGACAUACAUGCAGGACACAUCAGCAAAGAAAGCAACCAUUGCAAAACGACGCAUUGAUAGCCACCGCAUCCACGCCCCGCCUGUGUGGGUGCACCUGGUUGAUGUCCGUGUCGAUAUCCUUGAUCUCCUUGACCUUCUUGCCAUCCUCACCGUUGCAUGCGCAGCCCUCCUUCCCGGCACCGUUCGUCGCCGCCGCCUUCAUCGCCAUGGCAUUGCGGCGCUUCAUGAGGGUAGAUCCGGCGAUGGGGCCCAGCGUGAUAUCGGUGCGGUGCAGCGACGGGUUGAGCCGCGAGUACGUGGGGAUGUGGGGCGUCAGCGGGCUCUCACACUCAGCCGCCAUCGGUGCUGUGGGGCGAAUGCAGAGCCAGACAGAUGGGACCGAGGACACUUGAGAAGAUAGAGCGAAAGCAGCCAAAAGGGACACAAUUGAACCGCGAGAACGUCACGCUCCACUUCAUCGCCUUUUUGUCUCGACUUUCAAGCUCGCGCAGGUCUCUCCCGAGGAAACGCCCGACGUCAUCGAGUGCUGCAGGUGAC
Vitrella brassicaformis is the source of this 878-nucleotide messenger RNA. The record is from the annotation of a GenBank genome assembly. Lineage: Eukaryota; Vitrellaceae.